Messenger RNA from Benincasa hispida (wax gourd), 501 nucleotides. The record is from RefSeq and is a predicted model, not a curated record. NCBI's taxonomy places the organism in Eukaryota, Viridiplantae, Streptophyta, Magnoliopsida, Cucurbitales, Cucurbitaceae.
AUGGCUGCAACCAGGUUUGAAAUUGAAAAGUUUGAUGGAAAUACAAAUUUUGAUUUGUGGAAAGCUAAGAUUAAGGUAGUGUUGGGACAACAAAAGGAACUUUUGGCCAUCACAGACCCAACAAAGUACCCCAAAACACUUACAGAUGCAGAAAAAGGAAUAAUAGAAGUAAAUGCAUAUGGAACUAUUGUUUUAAAUAUUACUGAUAGUGUUUUAAGACAAAUAGUUGACCAACAAACUGCUUUUGAUCAUUGUAACAAAUUAAAUGAGAUUUAUCUCAAUAAAGAUCUUCCUAAUAAAGCUUUCUUGAGGGAAAUUUUUUUCACAUAUAGAAUGGAUGCUGAAAAAUCUCUCUCUGAAAAUUUGAAUGAAUUCAAGAGGUUAUCAUCAGAAUUCAGAUCAAUAGGAGACAAUAUUGAGGAAGAAAAUGAGGCCUUUAUCCUAAUAAACCCUCUACCAGACUCAUUUAAAAAUGUCAAAACAACAAUGAAGUAUGGCUGA